UGCGAAUUACUAUUAAAUAACACUGCUGUACACUUGCACUUUUUAUUUAGUAUUUGAAAAUCUAAAGCAACACUUACAAGUUCACUAUGACGCCAUGUUUAAAACUUUUGCUAUUUGAUAAGUAUUCGUAAUUUUGAACGCGAUACUGCGAAGUUCAGGUGGGAGUUUUCGAAAAUAUUUUGACGUCUCUUAACAUUCGGAAUUUUAGUCUUACAUAUAAAAAUACUCAGUUUAAUUUACAUUAUGAACAACUCAACAACUAUUAAUCAAUCUGUCAAUCAAACUCAAGGUUGUGAAUUACCAAACAAUUCAUUAGUCUGGCUUGAUUUAUGUUUGUUUCUAACCAUAUCGAUCGUAGCAACUAUUGGAAAUAUUGUAGUUUUUAUUUGUUACUACAAGUUUCAAUCUCUACAUACUGUUACUAACGUGUUUAUGUUAUCUUUGUCUGCAAGCGACCUCUUUGUAGCAUUAUUCUCAAUACCCCUCUCUAUUUCUUUUUUUAUAUGUAACCAUCUACACAAUGAGUUAUAUUACGUUGGAGAUAUGACACCGAGUGUUCUUUCGAUAUACUCUUUAGCACUAGUUGCCGUUGACCGAGCUAUAGCGAUUGCGUUGCCAUAUUAUCACCAGGAAAAGGUAAGCAGAAAAACAGCUUGGGUUGCAGUAGGAAUAACAUGGCUAUUAAUGUUUUCAUAUACGCUGAUAGGGAUGAACUUUCAUGCAACAAGUUCUAACCAAUUUACUGUUUCGGUUGUUUUUAUAACUUACGGUUUUCCUGUUACAGUUAUGGUUUUAUCAUAUGUAAUAAUGGGAGUUGUUGCAAAAAAGCACGCAAAAGAAUUAAAUAAGCUUGAUAAAACAAUGAACAGAUUUCAAAACGAUAAUCUAAGUAAAAAGAAAAAUGCAGAUUUAAUUAUAAAUGAAAAUUUAAAUAAGAAAGGAAAAAAUCAACCAACAGAUAAUCAAGAACUCGUUAGACAUUCAACAAAAAACAAAAUUUUCAAGAGCAAUUCUCUGAACACAACACGACAUUUGAGACGCGAGUUGAAAGCAGCAUUGACGUUAUCAUUAAUUCUAAGUUGUUUUAUAAUUAGUUGGACACCAUUUAUGUCGCUAAACGUUGUAUCGCUUUUCACUUCGCCAAACAAAAUAUUACUUAAGUAUUUUAAAAUACUUCAUUAUAUAAACUCUGCUUUAAAUCCCAUUUUAUACGUUGUUUUGAAUCAGAGGUGGCGGAAGUCCUUUAAAAAGGUAUUAUGUAAAUGGAGAGAAAAUAAAAACCUUCGAUUUGUACAUAGCAUUUCAGAAACUGUAAAUACUAAUGCAAAACCCAGUGGUUGGUGAUAAACAUUUUCUUUGAAGCGUACCUACUUAAAACUAG
Molecule: messenger RNA, 1381 nt
Organism: Hydra vulgaris (swiftwater hydra)
Lineage: Eukaryota; Metazoa; Cnidaria; Hydrozoa; Anthoathecata; Hydridae
Source: RefSeq, a predicted model, not a curated record